AUGGGCUCUCACAAACUCACCUGGCUCAUCACCGGCUGCUCCUCCGGCUUUGGCCUCUCCUUAACUCGCGCCGCUCAGGCUGGUGGCCAUAAGGUCAUCGCCACCUCGCGCAACCCUUCCCGCACCCCCGAUCUGGUUGCAGAAAUCGAGGGAAAGGGGGGCAAAUGGGUCCAGCUCGAUGUUGAGAGCCCCCAGAGCGGCAAUGUGAUUUCUGAGCUUGAGAAGGGCGGAGAACAGAUUGACAUUCUUGUGAACAACGCCGGGGGUUCUAUCUACGCGCCCAUUGAGACCAGUACCGAGGAGGAGAUUCGCGCCCAGAUGGAGACGAUGUACUUUGGCCCCCUGCGCCUUAUCCGUACGGUUCUCCCUUACAUGCGUCAACGCCGAUCAGGUAUAAUUGUCAACAUGAGCAGCGGCGCUUCCCUCGAUGGAAUUCCCACAAUGGGAGUCUACGGAGGCGCUAAGGCUGGUCUGGACGCCCUCACCAAGGUCCUCGCUAAGGAGGUUGCUCCUUUUAACAUUCGUACCCUGACCGUCGUCCUGGGAACUUUCAACACCAAUAUGCUCAACUCUGUCGUGCUGGGCAAGACUCCUCUCCCUGACGACUACAAGGGUACCUUCACAGAGCAGGUGCAAGGGCUUCUGCUGAAUGGGAAGAUCAAGCCGAACGGCGACAAAGACAAGGCCAUGCAAGCCCUCUAUCAGGUUGUGGUUGGCGAAGGUGUGGGCGAGGGGCACCAGGAGGAGAAGCUGUUGGCUUUGGGAAGUGACAUGACUCCUCGCCUCAAGGGAACUCAAGACUAUCUUGGCCACGCGCUGGAGGUGUUCGGCUCCGUGACCAACGGUGUAGAUCUGGAUAAAUAG
This is a messenger RNA of Aspergillus oryzae RIB40, 864 nucleotides long. RefSeq names its product SDR family oxidoreductase. The record is from RefSeq and is a predicted model, not a curated record. The transcript is spliced from 2 exons. NCBI's taxonomy places the organism in Eukaryota, Fungi, Ascomycota, Eurotiomycetes, Eurotiales, Aspergillaceae. Gene Ontology annotation, molecular function: oxidoreductase activity. The coding region runs from base 1 to 864 and encodes 287 amino acids.